AACUUUCGUGAGACGGAAGUUGCAGACAGCUGAACUGAAACCAUAAACGUAAACGAACAGCCUUUGAUCAGCUGAAGGAUGGACAUUACUUUGGUUUCCGUGAUGAAGAACAUAGCAGACGCUCUUGAACUUGACUACAAUAACAAACUAGAGGAUGCUUAUGUGAAAUAUGCAGAAUGUGUUCAUCAAAUAACAACAACCCUCCUUAAAGACAUAAGGACCAAAGGUGGCAAAGUUGAUAUAACACAAGAAGUUGUGAAGUUUGUCAAACUGGGAAGUCAGUGUAUGGAGAGAAUUUCCAUUGUUGUGAACACUCUAUCCAAAUCCCCUGUUAUGUCUGACCAGAGAUGCUUGACUGGAACGGCUACCAGUUUAGUUCAAUGUGAACCAGCACGGGACACAGAACACCAGGAUGUACCAGGGUACAGAUUCUCAGCUCCUGUCCCCCCAAUCCCAGACAGUAUGGACAGACUGAUGUACCGGAAGGUUAAAUCCCUAGGGCCACUUGAAUUGGCUUACAGACAAAACCAACUGCUGAUGACAGCUUAUAAAGCCCGGCAGGCGAAACUCAAUGCAAGGAAUGCCUUCAAUCUGAGCUUGACUUUGCAGAGAAAAAUGGCAGAAAACCUGGCAAUUGCAAAAUUACAGGAAGAAGCUCUGUCCAAGAAGAUGCAGGAAAGACAACAGAGACUGGAUGAAUUGGCUAAUCAAAAAUUUGGAUCCUCAGACAAAGAAACAAAAGAAAUUUAUAAAGAAGUCAUGAACUAUGAACAAGAUUCGAAAUGGCUACAGAACAUUCGAAGGGAACUGGAAGAAACCCCAUCAGAUCAGUCUGUCAUCUGCAAAAUCAUUAAUUCAGUCUUCAGUUUGAAAGAUCACCCCCUUACAGAAAAGUUAAAGGCUUACCAAUUCAAAAUAUAUGAGAGAAUCUACCCCUUGGUUUGUGACAAGCUAGAAGGGUUGAGACAUGUAACUGUUCCUUUGAAUAAGAGUUUGUGGCCCCCAGAGUCAAAGGUCAAGGACACAUUUGAGAAAGGCAAAAAGAACAAGAAAUCUCAUGAAAAGUUGGAGAAGGAAGAGAGAAAUUAUAGUUCAGGAGUCAUAAAUCUGAGAAAAAAAGAAAGUGAAUCGUCUAUUAAUGAAGGGAGCAAUCAUUCUAGUUGUGAGUGUAGAACAAUGGAAGAAAUAACUGAAAAUGUUAGAGAUGAUCUUGAGACAGCUGUAGAGAUGGGUGAUAAACUACAGCACAAGUUGGAGGAAGAAAACGAAAGAGUUGGGAAAAUGGCCCAGAGACUUUCUUUUGAUGUUGAAACAUACCAUGCAGAAAACAUGGAUGACUUAUUUGAUGAGGAGGGAGAAGAAGGGGAGGAUAAAGCUGAAGGUGAGAAGAUUUCUGAACUCCAGGACAAAUCAAUAACAACAGAAAAUAACAGUUCUGGUGAAGAGAGUGAAUUUUCAAAGGAAAGAAGUGAUUCAACUCAAUCAUUGGAAGAUCCUGAGGAAAUAGAGAGGCUGAGAAUUGAGGCUCAUAAGCGGCACGUGAAGGGAAUAUCCGAGGAUGUUCACCUCUACUUGGACAAGUUACAGGAAAUGUUUAUCUGUGUUUAUGAACAGCUGGAUUCUCCAGAAGGGAGGGAUUCCUGUUAUUCCCAGUUGGAGGAGCCAUUCUUCAAACCGAUCUGGCAAUAUUUGUUGGCUCUGUACAGGUUUGCAAACAAGUCAUCAGAGCUGCAGGUUGCACACGUUAUGACAGUCCAUAUGAACUGUUUACCUGGAACACUGGGGGUUAAAAAGAAAUUGCAGUUGCAUGGACAAGACCUGACCUACAUUCCAUACAGAGCAGCAAUUGAAGAGCUCAGAUCAAUUCCUUCACAAGUUACUCUGCUUGGGAAAUUAGAGAGUUUAGUGAAAUCGUCUCGCCUGAUCUGUAGAUGUGUGGAGGAACACUACAGUGAUGCAGAAAAAGUCCCCAGUAUUGGGGCUGAUGAUUUGCUGCCCAUUCUGAGUUACGUAAUCAUACGGACUGGCCUUCCUCAGAUUGUGUCAGAAUGCAGCAUUCUGGAGGAGUUUAUACAUGAGGGGUACAUUAUGGGAGAGGAGGGGUACUGUUUGACCUCAGUCCAAACCGCUUUACAGUAUCUGAAAUCUCUCAGUGCCCAACUGCUCACAUCUGAUGAAUAGUGCCAAACGUGUAACCUAUAUAUAUGGUGAACCAACCUUCUCUCCCAUUCUAAACAUUUGUGAGUUUGGGGAAGGCAUUUGCAGAGUUUAUUUUUGUAUUUGCAACUUGUUUUUAUCAUAGAAUAAUUAAAAUCUACUGUCAAGAAAUAUAAUUCAGUCUCUGAGCAUCUCCAGAUAAGUAGUGAAUGACUGUUCAAUAAAAGGUGUAGGGUUGUUACCAGUCCAGAGCUUGAGUCAUAUCUCUUGAUCAAGGCAACUCACAUUAGUACAGAAAUGUGGUCCAUGUCUAUAAAUUUGAAAUAGGUCUUGGAGCAUUUCAAUUUAAUACAUGUAUUAUAAGGUAAAAUGACUUCUUUCAGUGUAGCUAUUUAGAAAGUUGGAUCACACCAUGCAAAAUGAAAAGCAUGAAAGCAUGGGGGAAAUUAUGAUACAACAAAAAUAAUUUCAGAAUUGGGGAAGGGGGGCACAGGGCUAGUUUUAUGUCAUGAAUUAGAACAGUUUACUGGCAAUAGAAUUUACUAUAUGUGAUAUUUUCAGUACAUGAAUAUAUGUGCAGAUUGAAUUUUAUACGUUUUAGCUCACCUGAGCCAAAGUCUGAAGAGAGCUUUUCUGAUCAAAAUUUGUCCGUUGUUGUAAACUUUUCACAUUUUCAUCUUCUCCAGAACCACUGGGCCAAUUUCAACCAAACUUGGCAAAAAGCAUCCUUGGGUGAAAAGGAUUCAAGUUUGGUCAUGCCCCCUUCGAAGGAGAGAUAAUCACAAAAAUAGUCAAGUCAUUUAAAAAUAUUCUUCUCAAGAACCACUGGGCAACAAGAGCUGAAAUACACGAAAGUUUUCUGACACAUGGAGAUUCAAAGUAAAAAUCAUGCCCCUGGGGUUAGGUUGGGGCCACAAUAGGGGAUCAAAGUUUUACAUGUGAAUGUAUAGGGAUCAAAACAAAGCGUUCUUAGAUGAAAUUUGUUAAUGUGAAAGGCCAUACCCAUCUAAAAGGGCAUAUAACUAAUGAAUUUGUAGUCAAGUUUAAUAUAUUAAUGAAUUUUUUAGUCAUUACCUUUGAAACGUUUUUUUUCCCCUGAACAUAGCUGCUUGUAUAAUGAUAGUUUAGCUCAAGCUUGUUUAUUGCUAAGAACUGCUGCUCAGGUGAGCAAUGUGGCCUAUGGGCCACUUGUUUGUGAAAUGAUUCAUUAUUUGUAUUUCAUAUUUAAUAAAUAAACAUUUCCAAUUAUCA
Molecule: messenger RNA, 3408 nt
Organism: Ostrea edulis (European flat oyster)
Lineage: Eukaryota; Metazoa; Mollusca; Bivalvia; Ostreida; Ostreidae
Product: VPS9 domain-containing protein 1-like
Exons: 14
Coding region: 79-2181 (700 amino acids)
Biological process (GO): vesicle-mediated transport
Cellular component (GO): endocytic vesicle; cytosol
Molecular function (GO): guanyl-nucleotide exchange factor activity; small GTPase binding
Source: RefSeq, a predicted model, not a curated record